UUUUUUUUUUGGUCGAAAAUCUUUGUUUUGUUCUAUAAACAUUUUUUUGCUAUAAACAUACAUUUAGCUAAUCUACAAAUGCAAAUGUGCAUCACCUAACAGUUUAUAAACUACAACAGUCUUUCAUUAUUUCUCCAUUCCAUAACUAACAAUAAAAUAAUGACAAACUACGGCGCCAUUUCGACGUCGUCUCACGGUUCCCCGGUGGUGGAUCUCGACUCAGUCUCACGCGUCAAACAACAAAUCAAAGACGGGCUCGCCACGCGCCGCCCAUGGAGAGUGAUGUUCGACUUCCACUCCGUGGGGAUCCCUCGCAGCCUCUCAGACGCUUUCUCAAGAAUCAAGAAGAACCUCGUCUACUUUCAGACGAACUACGCGAUCGUCUUCUUGGUCGUGAUCUUCCUAAGCCUCAUCAAGCAUCCCACGUCGCUCAUCGUCUUGACCGUGUUGGUCUUUGUCUGGAUCUUCCUCUACUUCCUCCGCGACGAGCCUAUCAAGCUGUUUAGUUAUCAGGUCGAUGAUAAGACGGUCUUGGUUUGUUUAUCGGUGAUAACUAUCGUUUUGUUGUUCUUGACCAACGCGACGCUUAAUAUAGCUGGUGCGUUGUUGAUCGGAGCUGUGUUGGUUUUGAUACAUGCGGUUGUUAGGAAGACGGAUGAUCUCUUCUUGGAUGAAAAAGCGGCGAUGGCUGAGACUCUUGCCUGACGUCAUGGCCGUCGACAUGAACCGAUUGAUUGAUUGAUCUUGAACUUUUCAUGUGUCGAUUUUAGUUUUGUAUAUUAUAUUAUUUUUCUUGUUUUAUCAUUUGAUAUGUGAUAAUAACUUUUAAUUUAUUAUAUUGGUGUGAGUUUGGUUUGGGAGUUGAGACUUCUUUCUCA
Messenger RNA from Brassica rapa (field mustard), 878 nucleotides. RefSeq names its product PRA1 family protein F3. Gene Ontology annotation, biological process: vesicle-mediated transport. The record is from RefSeq and is a predicted model, not a curated record. NCBI's taxonomy places the organism in Eukaryota, Viridiplantae, Streptophyta, Magnoliopsida, Brassicales, Brassicaceae. Gene Ontology annotation, cellular component: endoplasmic reticulum; Golgi apparatus.